CACAACAGUAGUUUGUAAGCUCAGCGUAGAGGUUUUACUAACUUGAUAUAUUUAAACGUUAUGCUGGUGUGGUUAUACCUAUCUUCGUGCUGAGAGUGACCGCAGAAUAUGACACAGAACAGAGUCAUUGUUUUGGUGGACAUGGACUGCUUCUAUGUACAAGUGGAGCAGCGGAUAUUUCCGGAACUAAAGGGGAAACCAUGUGCCGUUGUGCAGUACAACACAUGGAAAGGAGGCGGGAUCAUAGCGGUUAGCUAUGAAGCGAGAGCGCAUGGAGUGAACAGAAGGAUUCGUGGGGAUGAAGCAAAGGAAAAAUGUCCCGACAUCAACCUGAUCCAUGUGCCUGAACUACGCGGCAAGGCUGAUCUCACUCGGUACAGGGAAGCCGGAGCAGAAGUGAUCAAAGUGCUGUGUCGCUUCAGCAAUUGUGUAGAACGCGCAAGCAUAGACGAAGCCUACAUAGACCUCACUGAAACUGUUCAUGAGAGGACGCAGGCUGGGACGGACAGGAUUAAACAAGACAUGCUAAGCAAUACACACGUUAUUGGAUUUGAAGAACUGAAUAAUCAUGAAGUAACCCACAAGGGGGAAACUUGUGAAGAAGGAGUAGCAGAGCCUGCAACUGAGAAUCAUGCUAAGCCAAAAGCCACGACAGAUGAGCAGCGAAAACUGGGCGUGUCGUCAUGGUUGGCCUGUAUCUAUGACAACGACGAGGCUGAUGGAAGCCAUGAUCAGAUGCUGGCCGCAGCAGCUGCGAUAGUGGAAGAGAUAAGAGAAGCUGUCUGGAAGGAUACCGGAUUCAGAUGUUCAGCAGGAAUCGCUCACAAUAAGGUGCUUGCGAAGCUAGCGUGCGGUGUCAACAAGCCAAACAAACAGACUAUUCUGCCACAUAGAUCUGUGGGAGGACUUUUCAAGGAUCUGCCUGUGCACAAACUGAGGAGUCUAGGUGGAAAACUUGGGGAGCAGGUAGUGGAUCAACUGGGAGUGCAGUUCAUGGGUGAGAUUUGCGCUUUCACCAGAAAACACCUACAGUCUACCUUGGGAGAUAAAUAUGGGGCCUGGCUCUAUGACGCAUGUCGGGGAAUAGAGCAGGAGCCAGUCACGGCCAGACUGCUGCCAAAGUCUAUAGGCUGCGGGAAAAACUUCUCCGGCAAAACUGCACUGAAUACCUAUGACCAGGUCGCCCACUGGGUGCAUCAGUUGUGUCAGGAGCUCGUCGAGAGGCUGACGAAAGACGAGGAGACGAACAAUCGCCACGCGUCCUCGCUGACGGUCAGCGCGCUGCUGCAAGAGGGCGCUGGUGGUGCGCGCGUCUCCCGGGCGACGCCGAUCUACAGGUACUGCGUCCGGAGGCUGGAGCGUGACGCCAUGCAGAGCAUGUCCAGGUGGAGAGUCGCUGCCGCCGCCGCCGCCGCCACGCCGACGGAAGGCGCGUGGUCUCCGGCGAUCGCCAACAUAUCGAUGUCCGCAAGCAAGUUCAGUGACCUUGGAGCGGCGGGCACCGUGAGCAUCGGCAGCUUUCUGGUCCCGAAAGCGUCGCUGACCGCGGACGCGGCGCGACCGGCAGCAGGGAAGGCCGGGGAAGAUGGAGCGCGAGGCAGAGUCGCUGGAAAACGACUCGGUGAGAAGGAGCCGACCAGAGACAUCACAACCUUCUUCACGCAAGCGCCGACACGCGGCGCGGGCGGAGAGCGCGUCGGCGUCGCCGCGGAUACGAGCGGGGCCGUUGCCGUGGAUGCGAGUGGGGCCAUUGCCGUGGAUACGAGUGGGGUCGUUGCCGCGGAUACGAGUGGGGGCGUUGCCGUGGAUGCGAGUGGGGCCAUUGCUGUGGAUACGAGUGGGGUCGCUGCUGCGGAUACGAGUGGGGGCAUUGCCGUGGAUACGAGUGGGGCCGUUGCCAUGGAUAUGAGUGGAGUUGUUGCCGUGGAUAUGAGCGGAGUAGUUGCCAUGAAUACGAGCGGGGCCGUUGCCACAGAUACGAGCGGGGUUGUUGCUGCGGAUAUGAGCGGUGUCAUUGCCGCAGAUACGAGUAGGGUCGUUGCCACGGAUACGAGUGGGGUUGCAGACGACGACGUGCACGGGGGCGGAUGCGGGGACGCGGCUAGUCGUGAUCGAGAGCCGCCCGCUGUUGCCAUCACGUCACUGCCGUCAACUCAGCUGCGGAAGCUCGGGGCUGAAGUGAAACCGACUAACACGGCUGCCGGCGCGGGGUUCAGCAAAUCUCCGUCUAAGCGCCAUGACGGAGUGUCCUUUUUCAAGCAAAAGCAGCUCGAUAUCCUAAUGGGCAAAGAAUGUACACAAGGAACGAAAGACGUUGCACAAUCUACCUCUAACGCUUCCCUCGUUUCUUUCGCGAACAGUUUCUCUCAACGUUCGCUCUUACCGAGUGACGGUAAAAGUCUCGCGGAUGGUUCUCUAUUCACUACAACGCAGCAAGGCAGCACUAGCUUCAACGACUCGCCAAUUAUUGAACACCAACGAUGUGAAAUCUUAGAGAGAGAAAAAGUCGGUGUCGAACCAGACACGUCUGAGCAAGAAAAGACGCGUGCCUUUCGCAAUUCGAACAGCGACGAUCUCUUCAGCGAAGAAGAAGCAGACAAGAGCGGAAACUUGCCGCCGAUACAUGCGAAUCCGGAUCGAGGGAUCGACGACGAACGAGUCGCGAUGGAGUCGCCGGAGAUCUGUGCCGAGCUGGUGCCGUGUGCGCUGUGCGACCGAAUGAUCUCGCCGUUCGACCUUCCCGAACACAACGACUACCACUUUGCGCUGGAGCUUCAGAGACGCUGCCCGUCGCCGGCGGGACAGCGCGCGAGCGUCGCCGCACCACGCGAGCGAGGGAAGCGCACCGCGGCCACCCGGGACGAGAAGUCGAGAAAAAAGGCGAGACUCGCCGCCGCCGCCACCGCUGCAUCGUCAAAUACGAAAACUCUGCGCGAUUUCUUUAAGCCGGGGCCAGGCAGCUAGCGACGUGUCGCGGUGCAGGCAAUGAUGCUGCUGCAGCGCGCGGUGCAGGCAUUGAUGCUGCUGCAGCGCGCGGUGCAAGC
Messenger RNA from Priapulus caudatus, 3044 nucleotides. Its product is annotated as DNA polymerase eta-like. NCBI's taxonomy places the organism in Eukaryota, Metazoa, Priapulida, Priapulimorpha, Priapulimorphida, Priapulidae. The coding region runs from base 109 to 2964 and encodes 951 amino acids. Gene Ontology annotation, cellular component: site of double-strand break; replication fork; nucleus. The transcript is spliced from 11 exons. The record is from RefSeq and is a predicted model, not a curated record. Gene Ontology annotation, molecular function: damaged DNA binding; DNA-directed DNA polymerase activity. Gene Ontology annotation, biological process: response to radiation; error-prone translesion synthesis.